Rotaria sordida is the source of this 612-nucleotide messenger RNA. The record is from the annotation of a GenBank genome assembly. NCBI's taxonomy places the organism in Eukaryota, Metazoa, Rotifera, Eurotatoria, Philodinida, Philodinidae.
AUGAAUCGACGAGUUGUACGAUGGUCUCGUCGUAGUGGCACAACUGAAGGAGAAAUCCUCAUCAACAACAUCGCUUGUGCUGGAUUGGCUAUGGAUGAUCAGAGAUAUCUCUACAUCUCUGACACCGACAAACAUGAAGUAAGACGAUAUCAAAUAGGAGACAAGAAUGGAACUAUCGUGGCUGGUGGCAAUGGCGAAGGUGAUGGCCUCAAUCAACUGAACUAUCCGAUCUACAUCUUUGUCGAUCGACAACAGACUGUUUACGUGUCAGACAACAACAAUCAUCGUGUAAUGAAAUGGAAUAAAGGUGAACAAGAAGGAAUUAUCGUCGCUGGAGGUCAAGGCGAAGGAACUGCUCUAACACAAUUGGGAAGUCCUAACGGACUGUUCGUCGAUACAUUGGGUACCAUCUAUGUAGCAGACUUCGGAAAUAAUCGAGUGAUGCGUUGGCCUAAAGAAGCGAAACAGGGCACUGUCAUUGUGAGUGGAAAUGGUGAAGGAAUAGGAGCAAAUCAGUUCAGCGGUCUCCAGGGUUUGUCCUUCGAUCGACAUGGUAAUCUCUAUGUCGUCGAAUAUGGGAAUGAUCGUGUUCAACGAUUUUCAGUCGAAUAA